Closterium sp. Naga37s-1 is the source of this 1791-nucleotide messenger RNA. NCBI's taxonomy places the organism in Eukaryota, Viridiplantae, Streptophyta, Zygnematophyceae, Desmidiales, Closteriaceae. The record is from the annotation of a GenBank genome assembly.
AUGCAUCGAUCGCACUCCUUCACAGGCGCGGCGAACCCGCACAUGCAUCUCCUGCACAGAAUAGAGCACCCGUUACUGUCACCCUCUGCCUCGGCCAAUCCCCCGCUAGCCUUCGUCCUCUGCACUGUUUCGCUCUUCCCAGUCGCGUCGCUGAAGGGCCGCCAGUCGCUAUUCGCAUGGCUGCUGCUCGCGUCGUCUCUCACGUGCCUCUUUUUCUUCUCCGGCUUUAAUCACCUUCACCUGCGCGUCCGCUCCGCCGCCUCCGCCGCCUCCUCCCGCGCGACCCCCGCGCCGCUCCCUCCGCUCACCCGCGAGGAGUACUGCGCGUCCCCGCCUGCUGCGCGGGGCGCCUCGCGCGGAGAAUCUCCGGAGUCGGUGCUUCGGCGGUGGUCGGAGGGGAGCAGCGGCGCCGACGGGCCUGCUCGGCUCCGGGGGAACUCCCCUGGCGGUGCACCAUCGAGCAGAGCGAUAGACGCGGUUGGGGGGAUGGGAGAACGGCAACAAGGGAAGGCGCCGAUCUGCUCAAAGUGCAGAACGCUCCAGUCCGUCCUCGAGGCGGCCGUGCAGUCCGCUAUUAGCGCUGCUGCCGCCGCCAACGGCGCUUCCGCAGGCGGCGGGGGCGGCAUGACCAUCGCUGACGACACGGCGGCGGCGGGCGAGGAGUUCGCGGAGGACGCGGAGUCGGCGUCGCCCGCGCAGCUGCUGGCGCGCGCCGCACGGCGGUCCGUGAUCGUGGUGUCGUUCAACGAGGCGUGGGCGCCCAUGAUGCGCUUCUUCCUCGCGCGCCUGCGCGCCGUCGAGCGCGCGGAGCGGAGCGCGCGCGACCACAGGAAGGCGGAGGGGGAGGGAAGGGGAGAAGAGGAGGGGAGCGGCGGAGAUGAUACUCGAACGCGCGCAGGGGUUGAAGGGAUGGAGAGGGAAAGCGAGCGGAGGACAGCGGAGAGGUAUCAGACGGGGGGAGACGGAGACGGGGAGGGGGAAGCAGGGGCGGAAGAGGGCGCGUAUAGCUCUGCGCUGGGAGAGCUGGUGGCGCGGCUGGUGGUAGUGGCAUAUGACGACGCGAGCUUCGAGGCGUGCUGCGCCAUGGGGCUCAACUGCUACAUGGACUGGCAGGAGGACGCGCCUCACAGAGAGGACCUGGGCGGCGGGCAGAAACACUUCAUGACGCGCGCUUAUAUUCACCUGGUGUGGCGCAAGGUGCAGGUGGUGGCUCACAUGCUAUCACUGGGCUACGAUGUGCUCUUCACUGACUCCGACAUCCUCUGGCUGCGCAACCCACUGCCGCUGCUCUGGCGCCGCCCGCACGACCUGCAGAUGUCCGCCGACUGGUGGUCGCCCAACCCACGCUCGGUUGUGGCCAAUGGGGGGUUCUAUGCGGCCCGGGCCAACAGCCGCACACUGCGCUUCUUCAGUGACUGGCUCGCGUGGCACAGAAGGUGCCCCCAGUUCCGCAUACAGCAGGUGUUCAACUGGAUCCGCCCUGAGGCCAACCCCUUCACACGCGUGGCCUCGCCGCUGCUGCUGCGCUACCUGCCCACCAACCAGUUCGGGGGCUUCUGUGAGAUGGGCCACUCGCUCUCCACGCUGCUCACCGUGCACGCCAACUGCUGCCCGGGGCUCGGGAACAAGCUGCCCGUGCUGAAGCAGCUCGCGGCUGACUGGGACUUUUUUUCGGCGCUGCCCGUGGCUGCCCGGGAGGGGAUGGAGGAGAGGGGGUUUGAGUGGAAGGGGCGGAACUGCUCAACCAACUGGAACACGCUGCCCCGCGACACACCCGUGGAAUCUUCUUAA